UCUCUCUCUCUGCACCUUCCCCACGUACGACUUGUUUGUCAAUGUCCAUCUCUCUACCCAACUCACCACCGAAUGUUACGCUGUCUUCAACUCUCCACUUCAGCUGACGUUCCACAUGGCUUUGCCACGCGCUGCUUGAACCUGCGCUCGCCUUUUCUUUCCGCGUAAAGCAGAAAUUGACGACGCAAGAACAAACCCGCUUGCUUCUCCGCAGAAAGAAACCCGAUUCCUCUCCCUCCCUCCCUCUCUCGCUCUUGCUUUCUGGGUCUCUGCACUUUUAGCUCAAGAACCCAGAAAUCAAUGGCGCCGUACGGGUUCUCUCCCUGCAUGCUGUGUGCCCUCUUCUUGAUUCUUUCGGCAUGUGCCUCCAAAACCGCUCCUUUGCCCAACUCCAUCUCAGAUGACACGUUCGAAUCUCGGGCUCUUGCGGGUCGGCAUCUCCUUCAGGCUAAACAAAGUUGUCCAGUGAAUUUUGAGUUCCUGAACUACACGAUCAUCACAGGCAAAUGUAAAGGACCUACUUACCCUGCCAACGUCUGUUGUGGAGCAUUCAAGGAGUUUGCGUGCCCUUAUGUUGAUGUCAUAAACGACCUAACGAAUGACUGCGCUUCGACCAUGUUCAGCUACAUUAACCUCUACGGGAAGUACCCACCUGGCCUUUUUGCUGCCGAAUGCAGAGAAGGAAAACAAGGGCUCGAGUGCCCAGCAUCAGCACCAUCAUCCGUAAUCGCUGACAGUAGCGGGGCUCAAAGCACAUUCCAUGCCCCCCUUCGAUUAGUCCUUUCAAUUGGCUUCAUCAUCCUCGUGUUCCACGUUCUGUUUGGACCACGACUAUAAUCUCUCUUCAUUGUUAUGAUCGUAUUCUUUUUAUAAUAUCGAGAAAUAUAUGAUUGCUGGCCUCUUCAUCUUUUUGUCUUGUCAUGUUUUGGUAAGCGUGUUCUUGAAUGACCUGCCCCUGAUCUGUGCUGGGUUUCCACAUAACUGUUGUUGGAUAUUUAUUGAGUCACUUCGUGAUUAUGUAUACUUAGCUGUAUACCAAUAUGCCAUACUUCUUGAAUUAUCAA
Molecule: messenger RNA, 1064 nt
Organism: Eucalyptus grandis
Lineage: Eukaryota; Viridiplantae; Streptophyta; Magnoliopsida; Myrtales; Myrtaceae
Product: GPI-anchored protein LLG1
Exons: 3
Coding region: 301-837 (178 amino acids)
Source: RefSeq, a predicted model, not a curated record